AUGAUACCAAAUAGUUUAAGUCAACAACAAAUGCCUCCAAUAAUACCUCCAGCACCUAUUUCCUCUAAUUUGCCUUUAUAUAAACAACAUUCUUCCUUUCAGAAUACAAGUAUUCAAUCAGUAUUUGGCGGUGGAGGGUGGACAGCAGCACCUCCUCCACAACAACCAUUUCCUAGAGCUACAGUAAAAUGGCGUAAUGACUAUACUUUCAAUGCUGCCUUUCCAUUUUAUUCAAAUAAUUCACCACAAUCAACAUCAAUACCCUCAACAACAAUUGGGUGUAAUAAAUAUUUACCUUCUUCACCCCAACAACAAAAAAGCAAUUUUAGAGGGGCUUUUUCUGAUGUUGAUUUUGGAAAUAAUAGAAAAGUUCGUCAUCCAUUACUGUCCAACGGUUCAGUAGAAACAGGAAAGGGUUUAGUAACUGAUGGCAGAACUGUUGCAGAUAUUUUUUCCUCUCAAGAAUACAAAAAUUGGGCAAGUGAAGAUGAGGAUAUAAUUAAUAAUCAACAACAACAUCGUUCACGUUGGAGUACUUUUGGAACUUGUAAUAAAAUUGAUGGUGGUGGGGGUGGGGGUAAUGCAAUUCGUUCAAAUUCUUUACCUUCUAAAGCUUUAUUGGCUAAUGAUAUUCUCGAUCGUUUACAUGUUUCUCCUUUAAUGAAUAGAAGAGUUCCUUUACGUAUGGCAGGCCCAGGUUUUGAUGUAGAUCAAUUAGCGAGUAAUGGAAGUUUGGGGAAUUCUUUAACUGGAAUGUUAAGUGUUACGAUUGUUGAGGGAAGAAAUUUAAAAGUUCCAGACAGAAUUCAUUCAAAAAAAUUAUAUUGUGUGCUUGAAAUAGAUGAAAUACACAGAGCCCGUACUGGAAUAUCUACACCUGAACAAUAUUUUCGUUGGUCAGAACGUUUUGAUAUCGACGUUGUUUGUGCAAACGAUGCUUCUUUUUUUGUUUAUGCUUGGCAUCCACAAUUAAGGCAUCGUUUUUGCCAUAAAGGGGAUAUUCGUCUAAUGGAUGUUUUGUUAGUUGAUGGAUUUUGUGGAAAUAGAAUUUUUUCUUUAAAUUUAGAACCAAGAGGGCAAUUACUUUUAAAGAUAGCUUUUGAGGAAAUGAAGAUUUGUUUUUCACGAAUAAAUAAAAGGCCAAAUAAUAAUCAAUUCGGUCAAUCCCUCAAUUUAUUACUUCAACGAGAACAAAGCGAAGUACCUAUUGUUUUGCAAAGAUUAAUUACUGAAAUUGAAAGGAGAGGGUUGGAUAAUUCUGGAAUUUAUUAUUUGUGUGGUGCAAGUGAAAGGAAAGACCAUUUACGUGCUCAACUUGAAGAAAAUGCAAAUGAAGUAGAUAUUGGUGAACAACCUGUACCUGAUAUUAAUUUACUUACUUGUCUUGUUAAAGAUUUUUUACGUGAACUUUCUGAACCUUUAAUACCUUGUAAUAUUUAUGCAAUGUUGUUAGAUGCUGCUGGUGUUAUGCCCCCAAAUGAUUCUGAUGGAAAUCAAAAAUUAAUUAUGAGAAUUGUUGAUUGUUUACCUACACCAAAUAAGACAACUGUGGUAUUUCUUAUGGAACAUUUGAAGCAUUUACUUUUAUCGGAACCUCAUAAUGGAAUGACAAUGCAAAGAUUAUGCAGUGUUUUUGGACCUUUAAUAUUUUGUACAUCAAACCCUUCUCACCAAAUUCAAGGUAUAGUAUCAUCAGCAACAACAACAACAGAUUCUGAUAAACAAAAUACUUCAAAAUAUUUAAGUUCAAUUUCUGUUGACCCUUUAAGUGUACAACAAGCAAGUAUUGCAUUAAAAUUGCUUAUUGAAAAUUGGCCUAAAAUUAGUGGAAAUAGUUGA
Messenger RNA from Meloidogyne enterolobii, 1839 nucleotides. The record is from the annotation of a GenBank genome assembly. Lineage: Eukaryota; Metazoa; Nematoda; Chromadorea; Rhabditida; Meloidogynidae.